ACCUUAUAUAUACUCCAUGUCCAUAAUAAGCCAUGAAAUAAAAUUAAACAUGGAACAAGAACCUAGCCAUGGAAGAAAAUCGAAUGGUGGUGGUGGUGCUGGUGGUGGAGAUAUCAAAUACCGAGGCGUACGGAGGCGGCCGUGGGGGAAAUUCGCAGCGGAGAUACGUGACUCGGCCCGACAAGGGGCACGUGUAUGGCUAGGAACAUUUAACACUGCUGAAGAAGCUGCUAGAGCAUACGAUAGGGCAGCAUAUUCAAUGAGGGGACAUUUAGCUAUACUUAAUUUCCCUGAGGAGUAUAAUUUGCCUAGUAGCUCAUCACAUUUUUAUACUGGUACUGGUACUGCUGCUGCUGCUUCUUCUUCUUCUUCAUCAUCAUCAAGGCAAGUUCUUGAAUUUGAAUACUUGGAUGAUAAGUUGCUAGAGGAACUUCUUGAUUGUGAUGAAGAUCCAAACAAGAGGAAAUGAAGAUCAUUUCAAAUAUCAGGGUCGGAGGCAGGAUGAUUUUUAUUAAAGAAGUUCAUCAACUAAUAUAUACGUAAUAUAUAUAUAUAUAUAUAUAUAUAUAUAUAUAUAUAUAUAUAUAUAUAUAUAUAUUUGACCUUAUAUAUAUAUACAUGCAAUAUGAUUUUUUUUAAAAAAGGGUUGGUAUGAACUUCUAGCUCCGUCACUGAUUUCAAUGUUCUUGGUCUAUUUAUCAUUUUAUCUCCAAUACUCUAUUUUCACUAUGAAAAGUCCAUCUUUGUUUCCUAAAAUCAAAUUAUUAUUCUUAGGAUGGGGUGGUGUUUGUUUUCGUAAUGCCAUUUUCUUUUCAUUAUUUUUACUUUUUAAAUUUCCUUUUUUUUUUUUUUUUUUUUUGAAUGAAGCGAUCAAUUUGCUGGUGCAAUUCUUGUAACUCAAUUGUACUGUACUGUUUACUAAUGCAAAUGCUGAAAGGCCAACUACAAGAAAGUCUUUGUGAUCAUAAAUAUUGUCAUUUCUCUCAACAAAUAUUAGAUGUUCCCUUCAUAUAAUUUUUCUGUCAGCUAUGCAACUGACAGAGAAAACAAGUUAUAAAAAAAAUGUGGCCCUUGACAAUUUCUUCAUCAGUUUGACUAUUAUUUGUUGGCAGGUCCAAAAUGUCACAUUCUUGCUGCGUAUGUUUGGACAUAAUUUCUACUAAUAGAAAGGAAUCAUUAAUCUGUC
Molecule: messenger RNA, 1186 nt
Organism: Capsicum annuum
Lineage: Eukaryota; Viridiplantae; Streptophyta; Magnoliopsida; Solanales; Solanaceae
Product: ethylene-responsive transcription factor ERF096
Exons: 1
Coding region: 17-469 (150 amino acids)
Biological process (GO): regulation of DNA-templated transcription; ethylene-activated signaling pathway
Molecular function (GO): DNA binding; DNA-binding transcription factor activity
Source: RefSeq, a predicted model, not a curated record